Molecule: messenger RNA, 3853 nt
Organism: Orbicella faveolata
Lineage: Eukaryota; Metazoa; Cnidaria; Anthozoa; Scleractinia; Merulinidae
Product: alsin-like
Biological process (GO): endosomal transport; regulation of GTPase activity
Cellular component (GO): cytoplasmic vesicle; cytoplasm
Molecular function (GO): small GTPase binding; guanyl-nucleotide exchange factor activity
Source: RefSeq, a predicted model, not a curated record
GCGCUUGCCCACUUAUUAUGCAAUUCUUGUGCUACUUUUGUUAGUGAGAGGUCAUGCUGUAGUCGUCGCUCUGAUGAUGAUCUCUGUUCAUCUCAUGCUCAGACUGAAAGGCAUAAGAAAUCUUUUCUUUUUAAACAACUCAGUUGUGGACCAGUCUUCCCUGGCCUCUGAGGUCCCUCUGUCCUCUUCACCCAGUAGUUCUGGGCACAAUGUUUUUAAAUGCAUGAAAUUUCCAUCUUAUAACUAUUCAUUUUAUACUGGGGAUGUGCUUAGUUUUAGUGCCUUAAAUUCUGACCUUUUGUAAGAGAAAUUGCUCUGUAUCAUCUGUUUAUGCUCUGUGUGAUAUUGCUAUUGAAGAUUCCAAACACUAUGUUUUGUGCUGCCCAAGUUUUGCUGCCCUGCAUGAAUCAUUGUUUUCCUGCUAUGCACACUAGUUGGGAGAUAAAAUAAUGGCUUUCUGCAUCUGAUAAGAGAAAAAUUGACUGGCUUCCAAAUGGAGUUCCUGGAAUCAACUUCCAACCUAAUAUUAACUUGUUUUAUUCCGUUCAGUCUUAUCUCCCUAUCAAACCAAUUUUUGUAAUUGUUUUUUACUCUUUUUUCCUUCUUUUUUGUGCUUAAUCUUGCUAUUGCUCAGCCCAUGGACAUUACAGGAGAAUAAUGCCUUAGAAUUAGCCAAUCAGAGCAUGCUUUAAAUUUGCAACAAACACAAGCCUCGGGGAACAUUGAGGGUUUCGGGAAAACAAUACUCUAUUCACUUGUAAGUGAAAAUGCUUGCAGACUAAACUGCAGCUCUAGCUGGCUGUGUGAUAGCAUCCUCCAUAGGCAUUCUAAUGGCUUAUCACACACUCCUCCCCAAUGUAUGAGUGCUGAAACAAAUGGCACAUUCCAUUCCUUUUGUUUACAAAGAUAAGCUGAAGAUCAUGAAGAGAUAACGAAAGAACAAAUCUGCCCCAGAUCAUCACGUAUUAAAUCCAGUCAUAGCCUGAAAAUAAGUAAAAUAAAUGAACAAUUUUUCUAGUCCUGUCAUGUGGGAUUUCAGUUCACUGCGAAAUACAUAUUAAAAGUAUUAAUAAUACUGAUAAGAAUACUAAUGAUAAGAGCACCUGUUAAAACGGGCAACAGACUCUUUUCUAUUAAGCAAGUGCCACACUCACAUAUAAAGUUACACUGGUUAUAUGGGGUCUGAAUAUUUUCAUUUUCAUUCUGUUGUAUUUCUGCAGAAAAAGAUCAAUAAAGAGAUGUUUUCAGCCAUUUUUUCACACAUAACACGAUCAAAAAAUGUUAAGCUAGACUUGCAUUACUCAUUUCCCUUAUAAGAUCUAACACUGACUUCCUAUGUUUAUGAAUGGGCUACCUCAAUGGCAGUUACCUGCAACAGUACUAGGAAUGGUGUAUAGAUGCUGUCUAACUUUACUUCCACAGCACAGGAAAAGAUAUAGGUCAUGGUAACUUUGUCACUAGUGUUGUCUUAAAAGGAUUACUCUUAAAAAUUGCGUGAUUGUUGCCCUUGCUGUUGCAGUUUUUCCAGUGGUGACAUAUAUGUGGGUCACUGGUGUGAUAGUCAGCGUUCUGGCCAUGGAAGUAUGAAAUCUGGCACAUCUUCCUCACUUUAUAUUGGAGAAUGGUUUCGUGACAAGAGAUCUGGCUACGGAGUUUUAGAUGACAUCCUCAGAGGAGAGAAGUAUAUGGGCAUGUGGGAAGCAGACUGUCGUCACGGUCCAGGAUUGCUUGUAACACUUGAUGGAAUCUACAACCAAGGAAUCUUUGCCCAGAACAAACUCAGCGGUGAUGGUGUUCUACUGUGUGAUGAUAACACAAAAUUUGAAGGAGAAUUUGUUGGGGAAUGUUUGUUGUCUGGCAAGGGAGUACUUACUAUGCCAAAUGGAGAUUACAUAGACGGUACAUUUACUGGCCAAUGGGGAAAUGGAAUACGAAUUAAUGGCACAUUUCAUAAGUUAGAAGCAACAGGCAAAGCCAGCAAUUCACCAAGAUCUACCAUGACAAACACCAAAUACACCAUUCCACCUGAGAAGAAGUGGGUGUCAUUAUUUUCCCAGUGCCGUCAAGCCCUUGGUCGUUGUGGUGACCGGGAUCCUGACUUGACAGUUGUGUGGCAGUCUAUAUCAGCUGCCUUAAAAAGCAAGCUUGACUCUAAACUGUCACGCGGUGAGCAGGAAAUUAUCCAAGAAUUGUUGAACAUCAACAAUGAGAUGGCACAAACUGCCAAAAACACUGUGGACUUGCAGAAAUUGCAUCUUUAUCUAACAAAGGCAUUUGACGUAAAGCAGCACCCUUUGGGACAACUUGUAAAUGGCUUGAUUGAUGUGUUUCGAGCCAGUUAUGUUGGUAUGGGCACUCACAGGAGGCUGCUGGCUCACGCUGUAGCUGAGGUCAAAUCUUUUGUUGAAAGGGUAUACAACAUGGUGCGGCUUCUAUUCCCUGAGCUACCCAAUGAAGAAUACGUUCUUUUACAUACAGACACAGUUUCAGGGGUAGCCAAUCACGGUACAGAAGAAAGUUUAACAAGCAGCAUGGUGAUGCACCCCCUGCUCUUUCCCAGACUCUUUCCACCACUGUUCACAUUGUAUGCAUUAGAUAACGAGCGAGCCGACAGUGCAUACUGGGAACGAAUCCAACAGCUGAACAAGCGCUCUGACUGGGCACUAAUGACGUAUGUGGGAAUGCAAAGUUGCCAUUUUGUUCAGGUGAAACUGGAAAACAGAGAGCCUGAGCAUUACAUCAGUGCUGUGGAAUCCCUUCAACAGAUUAGUACAAAAUUUAGUCCAAUGGAGAAGCUUGGAGUUCUAAAGACAACUUUUGAACAGAUAAAUAAAGACGUUAGUUCAUUCUGGCAAGGAGAGAGAAAGCUAGUGUCUCUGGACGAUUUGUUCCCAGUCUUUCAGUUUGUGGUCAUCCGGGCAAGGAUACCUCACCUGGGUUCAGAAAUUCAGUUCAUCGACGACAUGGUGGACAGUCACGUGCAUGUAGGAGAACAAGGACACAUGUUUACAACGCUAAAGGCUUCCUUUUUUCAGAUUCAAAAUGAGAAAGGCUGAUGGUACAUUGUAAUCAUUUAGAAAGAUAUCAAAGACGAUAUAUGAGCAGUCCAAAGACAACUAAAUGCUGCAGUAAAAUUUGCUGUAUAAAUCUUUGAUUGGUAACUUCAAUACUAGAUUACUUUUCACACAGUAUGUGUUCAGUUAGCACAGUUGUUGCCAUUUUCCAGUAACUACUCUUUUACAUUUCUGUAUCAUUUUGUAUAGAAAGGAUCCGAUAUUAUAUACACAAGAGCUAUUUAAGGAAGGGAACCCGGCCUCGAGAGUCCUCAUGGGCCUGAUGAGGAUGAGUGAGAGAGUGAGAGGAAGGAAAACAUUUUUAGUGACCGUACAUAUCUGAAAGAAAACAUAUCUGAAAGGGUUUGGAAAUUUUGUUGCCCCUCUCUUGUGACGAAGGAAAAAGAACUGAGUCCCCAACGAGCUACAGGGAGAUUUGCGGCAAGAUUGGUGUCCUGCACACUGAUGUCAGCGAUGUCGAAAAGAGAAAGAUGAAAUUUUCGGUUACGAGCGCAAUUUUUUUAGUAUAUUACGCUAGUAGUAUUUGGUAGUGUAUAAGUGGUACUGUGGGUAAUGGCAAAUCUGACGUUUAUUAUUAUCAGAAAGGGUAUUUAUAAGCUGAAGACUCUUCAAGAACUCUUUUAAUAAAAAAUAGAGCAGUUAGCCAAUAAACUAUUCUUAAUAAAGUUGCAAUUUUAUUGUGAAGACACUUGUUUUCACGCUUGGGUUUUGGUUUGCUUUUCCAGACAAUUAAUUGAAUGAACUGAAAUAAACGGCAUACAGUGUAUGGAUAGGUGAUA